Messenger RNA from Auanema sp. JU1783, 585 nucleotides. NCBI's taxonomy places the organism in Eukaryota, Metazoa, Nematoda, Chromadorea, Rhabditida, Rhabditidae. The record is from the annotation of a GenBank genome assembly.
AUGUUUUCAAUUACAACUAGAAUAGCACGAUUAUCUAAAGAGUCAUUGAGAAAUACUAAAAGAGUACAGUGCUUUUCGUCUGCUAAAAGUUCUGAUGAUAAAGCAAAGCCGUGGGAAGAUCCUUGGAAACAUGCUCUUCCACCUCAACAAUCUACCUAUUCUGACGCAGAAGAGCUGAAGAUUGAUUGGAAGUUUGUAGAGAGGUUAUUACCUCACGAAGUUGUGCCUGAUCUUCCUAAACACAGCAGCUACCCUACUCCUAGUGGAUGGCAGCCACCAGCUUCUCCAUCACCUGCGUUGCCAUACUAUGUUCGUAGAAAGAGGGAUCAUACGUUUGCUUUGUACUUAGAGAGGAGAAGAGAUGAGCUCAAUGAGCAGACUCUAGAUUUCGAGUAUGUCGAGUUAGUGGUAAUCAAAGGUGUAGAUGGAGAUGUCAUGGCUUUCAAUAAGGAUUUAGUAUCAUUUUUGGAGUCCACUCUCGGACAUCCAAUUGCCUCUCAUGUUGACGAACUCAAAGGGAGGAUAAAGGUCAAAGGAGCAGAAAGAUCUCUCAUAGAAAAGUUUUUAUUCAAACAAGGUUUUUAG